This is a messenger RNA of Dendrobium catenatum, 1919 nucleotides long. RefSeq names its product probable dolichyl pyrophosphate Glc1Man9GlcNAc2 alpha-1,3-glucosyltransferase. Bases 108 to 1625 code for a protein of 505 amino acids. The record is from RefSeq and is a predicted model, not a curated record. Gene Ontology annotation, molecular function: dolichyl pyrophosphate Glc1Man9GlcNAc2 alpha-1,3-glucosyltransferase activity. Lineage: Eukaryota; Viridiplantae; Streptophyta; Magnoliopsida; Asparagales; Orchidaceae. Gene Ontology annotation, biological process: protein N-linked glycosylation. The transcript has 4 exons. Gene Ontology annotation, cellular component: endoplasmic reticulum membrane.
GUUUAAAUCAUUAAUAAUCACAUCGAAGGACCGGCCGCGAGACGGCCAAAAAAGCCCCGCCUUUUCUCCGUUGAAGUCCGCCGCUCGCCUCCGUGACCGUCGACGCCAUGAACGAUUCAUGGUGUUUUUUUUCAUUAUCUCUAUGUAUUAAAGCCCUUCUCAUCCCUGCAUACCAUAGCACGGAUUUUGAGGUUCACCGCCAUUGGCUCGCCCUCACGUCCUCGCUUCCACUCUCUCACUGGUACAUCGACACCUCAAGCCCAUGGACCCUAGACUACCCCCCGAUCUUUGCCUAUUUCUCCUUCCUUCUAUCCCUCCCCGCCUCCCUCAUCGAUCCCACCAUCACCGACCUUGUCGCAGGCCAGAACUACGCCGCUCCUUCGGCCGUCGUUUUCCUUCGCCUCUCUGUCGCCGCAGCGGACCUUUUUCUCCUCUCCGGGGCUCAUCGUCUGUCCAGCCGUCUACCUCCUUUCCGCCGUCGUAUCUUGCUCGCUCUUGUAAUCUGGUCUCCUGCGCUACUGAUCGUGGAUCAUAUACACUUUCAGUAUAAUGGAUUUUUUUUGGGGAUUUUACUAAUUUCGCUAGGUUUUAUGGUGGAGGGAAGGGAUCUUGCUGGGGGGAUCGUGUUUGCUAUUUUGAUCUGUUCCAAACAUCUUUUCAUGGUGGCUGCACCUUUGUAUUUUGUGUAUUUGCUCCGGCAUUAUUGUAAUGGUGAAUGGAGUAGGGCGGUGGCUAGAUUUUUGGUGAUGGGUUUGGCGGUUGGGGCGGUCUUUGUGGCCACUUUUGGGCCAUUCGUUUACUACGGACAGAUCCAACAGGUCUUCCAUCGUCUAUUUCCAUUUGGCAGGGGUCUGUGUCAUGCAUAUUGGGCUCCAAAUUUUUGGGUAUUUUAUAUAAUCCUUGAUAAGGUUCUUGCUUUUAUUCUUGGCAAACUAGGAUUCAUUAUUCAAACACCAAAGGCUUCUUUCACUGGUGGACUAGUCGGGGAUUCCUCAGCCUUUGCUGUCCUUCCCCAGAUCAACCCUAUUAUAACAUUCUUGCUAGUUCUUCUUGCCAUGUCUCCUUGCCUCAUUAAGGCAUUUGUAAGGCCCCAGCCAAAACAGAUAAUCAGAUGGGUGGCUUAUACCUUCACCUGUGGGUUUAUGUUUGGUUGGCACGUUCAUGAGAAAGCUUCGCUCCAUAUCACAAUCCCUCUUGGUAUCAUUGCUACGGAUAGUCUGGCCGAUGCAAGACACUAUUUCUUAUUGUCCAUCGUAUCCUGCUAUUCAAUGUUCCCAUUGCUUUUUGAGCCCCAGGAAUAUCCAAUAAAAGUACUGUUGCUGGCCAUAUACUCGGUUCUCAUGUGGGUUGGCUUUUCUUCUCUUUUCAGCAAUAGUAAAGCUCCUAAACCAGCAAUGGAGAAGAAAGUUGAAAGAUCUGGCAAUGGAACUGGUUUAGUUGGACCAGUUUCUUCCUGCUAUCUCCUAGGGUUAGUGGGUGUUGAGAUUUGGGGCCAGUUUCUUCACCCAUACAUUUUUGGUAGCAGAUUUCCCUUUCUUCCUCUGAUGCUAAUUUCUUUCUAUUGUGCCAUUGGUAUGAUGUACUCAUGGGCAUGGCAACUUAAGCAGAUCAUCAGAAACAGCUGAUUAAGGCUUCGUUUGGGACGGCUUUUUUACGGCAUCUUAAAGCGUCUUUUUAGUACAAAAAUUAAAAUUUGUGUUAAAAUGUUGCUUAGGAAGCAGUAAAACAGCUGUCCCAAACAAAGCCUAAAUUUAAUCCACAUGCUUUAGGGUUUCAAUUUUCAUUUUUUUUUAAUUUAAUUGUAAUCUAUGGGAUCAAUUUUUUGGCAUGUUUCUUGAUUAAAUGAUACUCUUUGUUAUUGUAAGUUGGACAUAAUUUAAGCUUCAAUUGAUAUAAAAAGUUAUUGGUCCUUUAUGAUA